Kalmanozyma brasiliensis GHG001 is the source of this 897-nucleotide messenger RNA. RefSeq names its product Pinin/SDK/MemA protein. Lineage: Eukaryota; Fungi; Basidiomycota; Ustilaginomycetes; Ustilaginales. Bases 1 to 897 code for a protein of 298 amino acids. The record is from RefSeq and is a predicted model, not a curated record. Gene Ontology annotation, cellular component: catalytic step 2 spliceosome. The transcript has a single exon.
AUGGUGGACAUGGAGGAGGAGCGCACUCGCUCGCCCGAGGCAGGACCCUCCUCGCCGUCACGGCGGUCCUCGACGCAUAGCGAAGCGGCACCCGAUGCCAACCGACCGGACCCCAUCGAACCAGAACGUAGCCCCUCACGCAACCCACAUCGCUCUCCGACCCCGCACUCGCAUCCCAACACAAGCCCAUCCCACUCUCGCACAGCGUCUCGCAGCCCUUCUGCCGCAAGACGAGGCUCGAAGCGCAACAGCACCUUCUCGCCUGUCCCCGAGGAGCCUGUCCACUUCGACAACAGGGACCCUCCGUCCAAGCGCCCACGCCCACCUGCAGACCCAGACACUAAACGUCGCGGCCAGCGUCUGUUCGGCGUACUCAAUUCAACCCUGACGCAGUUCAAGCGCGAGUCUCAGACGGACCGUGCUGCCUCCGUCGCAGCAAAGCGAGCCCAGAUCGAGGCGCGACUAGCGACCAAGGCCAAGGAGGAGGACAAGGUCAUCGAUGCCGUCCAGCGUCGAAGAGCGCUCGUGUGGGAAGCGAGGGCGUUGGCGGAGCAGAUUGUCGAGGGAGAUGUACAGGCAAAGACGAUGAGAGGGCUCAAAAGAAGGAUGGCUAGCUUUUUGUAUACUCCUGCUGUGCAGCCGAGAAGGACAAGAGCAAGGCUGGCAGAGGAUAUCCCGUCUUCAACCGGCCCAAUGGCAAAGGUCGAUGAUAGGGAGGGCAAUUAUGCGCUUUACUUUUUGCCAGGCAAGACUCUGCCGGAGCAGGAAGACAGGCUGAACGAGCAGGAGGAUGAUGUCGAUGAACGCAUCGACCGCUUUGACGACGACUGGGUUGCGGAAAGGAGUCGUCUGAUGGAGCAGUUGGAGGAGAUCAAGGCCAAGAUCCGGGAGGUCUGA